Rubroshorea leprosula is the source of this 1700-nucleotide messenger RNA. The record is from the annotation of a GenBank genome assembly. NCBI's taxonomy places the organism in Eukaryota, Viridiplantae, Streptophyta, Magnoliopsida, Malvales, Dipterocarpaceae.
AAGCUUAAAAGCCAUGGAUCUCCCAUCCCGCUUCCCCAAAUUGCAGACUGUUCAACAAAAAAAGUCAUGGAUCUGAAUCCUGAGAAGGGAAGUGAGAGGAAGAAAGCCACCCCCCCAAUGGAAGAUCUGCCUAGAAAAGGGUUGGAUGGAUCUUCUUCCCUCAGAAGUGAUCAUCGACAUUCUAUCGAGACUACCCAUCACCUCCCUUGCUCAGUUCAAGAUAACGUUCUCUUCCGGCCGUGCUUUAGCUGCCGAUCGGAGACUCCCUGCCAUGUUCCUCAACUGGGUCAGUGAUGCUAACCCAUAUCUGAUCAUGAUCAACCUUGACCCAUCUGCUGGCAAGCAACUAUACUUUGUGGAAAGUGAUGUCCCGGAUGAAGGGUAUAGCAAUACUACAAGAAAAACCAAUCCUUUGAGAAAAGUUUCUAACUUUGAUUUGAUUUGCAAUCCUUUUGUUAGAGAUUCUCAUUCUAUAGAGUUGCCUAUCCCCAAUCGGUUUAUGAACCAAAGGGAAGUCUUUGGAUUUGGGUUUCAUCCAAGGAGUAGAGAAUUCAAAGUGAUUAGAAUUGUGUUCUAUGACCUGAUCAUGACAGGGCAAGAAGCAAUGGUGACUGUCCACAACUCAGAGGUUCAGGUGUUUACCACUGGAACAACAGAAUGGAGGAAGAAGGGAGCUUCACCAUAUCUAUUUGAACCAAAACCAUCAGAGGCUUUGGUGGAAGGAUCUCUGCAUUGGACUCUUCCAAGCCUGGGCUACCCCUGCAUCAUCUCCUUUGAGUUGGCUGAGGAAGCUUUUCAGAAAAUCCCACUGCCUCGUAUUGGAUUUUACUCUACAGCUUAUCAUCUUUGCGUGCUUAAUGGGCGCCUAUCCAUUGCUGGAUUCAUCCAUGGCUGCCAAUUGGACAUCUGGGUGAUGAAGGAAUACAAUGUGAAGGAAUCCUGGGUUAAAGAAUUCUGUAUUACAACAAAUUAUGCUCCUUUGUUCUUCUUCGAUGGGCAGAAUAAUGCUCCUCUAGGAAUGUUGAUUGAAGAUCUUGCUUCAAGCUGGGUGGGAAGAUGCGUAAGGGUAUUGUGUGUCUUGAAGAACGGUGAGAUUGUGUUGGAGUGUAACAAGAAGGCUCUGGUUUCUUAUGAUCCUGAAACUAACAGGUUCAACGCUUUAAAGAUCAACCGUUUGCCGCAGCAGUCCCAAAUCUUUGAUUUCUAACCUACACUGUUCUCAGCAAAGGAAACCAUUGAAUUAAAAUGAAGCUUUAACCUUCACUACUCAUAUAUAAUUUCCUUUUUUUUUUUUACUAACCUCCAGUGUCCGUAACGACAUUAGAUCUGAAGAACGGAGAGAUUGUGUAAGAGUAUAACAAGUGUUCUAAUGCUUCUCUUGGAAUGGUGAUUGAAGAUUUUGCUUUCAGCUGGGUGGGAAGAUUCAUAAGAGUUUUAUGUUCCGAAGAACGGGAAGAUUGUGUUGGAGUGUAACAAGAAAGCUCUGGUUUCUUAUGAUCCUAUGAACCCCAAAGAUCAACCGGCUCCCGUAGCAGUUCAUAGCUUUUGCUUUCCAGCAUGCUCUGUUCUCAGUAAAGGAAACCUUUGAAAUAAUCUUCACAAGAAUCACAACUCUUCUUUAGUAUACGGAUAUUUAAUUUCCUCUUCUUUAGUCAAGCUUCCAUUGUUUAUAUAUUGAUUAAUUAAUCAUAUUUUGUAGU